Molecule: messenger RNA, 1828 nt
Organism: Hordeum vulgare subsp. vulgare (domesticated barley)
Lineage: Eukaryota; Viridiplantae; Streptophyta; Magnoliopsida; Poales; Poaceae
Exons: 15
Coding region: 173-1438 (421 amino acids)
Source: RefSeq, a predicted model, not a curated record
CAGCCCCUUCUCGCCCCGUUCUCUUCGCUGCUUGACCGUGGGAGCGAGGUUCUCUGUAGCGCUCAGUGAUUUGUUGCUGCCGAUUUUGGUUGCCGUGUCGUGCAUGGAUGGAGGCUCCGACUGAGAUCGUGAGGUGUCGAGAUUAACAGAAACUGAUAUUGAACAGUACAAGAUGCCUGUAAGCUUUAAAUAUUGGGAUGACUGCUUGGAUCCGGAUGAUAUUCGAUUAAUGUGGGCAGAUCCUCAUGUAAGCAAAGAGUGGAUUGACGCUGGGGAAGAACAGGGACAGAAAGUUCACCUAUCACGGGAUCCUGAUGGCGAGGCAUAUCUGACACAAACUGAAAUUAUGGCAGUUGCUGCAAUUACUGUUCAGAGGCAUUUCAAAUCACAGCUAGACCCGUAUAUGAUAGGUGCCCUUGCAGAACUUGCUAGUGGAAGGAGGCUCUUUGUGGAUAACUAUGAUCACAAGACCAAGGAGACUAAGAUGGGCAUAAUGCAGGUGACACCAGAAGUUGCUCAAUGGCUUGGCAGGGAACUGGGUUACAAGAAUUAUGACAUUGAACUUGAAGACAAUAUUGAUUUACUCUACUGGCCUUUUAUAAAUGUUUACUUUGGUGCUGCUUAUGCAAAGUGGCUCUUCUCAUGUGAUGAAAAAGAAAGAAGUGAAGAAUUUGUCGUUAGAGCUUACAAGGGAGGCAAAAAGAAAGCUACUCACAAGUCAUCUGCCCCCAUUUUCCAACGUUAUCUUUAUGUGAAAGAGACCUUGCUCUCUAUGAGACAACCAGACAGUUUCAAUGAGCUGGCUCCUGAUCUCCUAGAAAAUUCAUCAACUGCAGGAACACAGCUGGUAUAUUGGGAUUCCAAAGUGUCAGUACAAGAUAUGGAUGGAAUGUGGAGUCAGCCUGACGUGUCGAAGGAGUGGACAAAUUCUGGGGAGCGGCGUGGUAAUGUCAGAUUUUCGCAUGAUGCCAAGAAGAGACCAUAUCUUUCUCGAGUUGAGGUUAAGGCUGUUGCUGAAAUAAUCAUAUCUCGCCAUUUCAGCUCAAGAGGAGUAAAGCCGAAAGCCCUAGCUGCUCUCGCAGAGGUGUGCAGUAUGCGCUUUGUCCAUGGAGUACGUUCUCGGACAGGAUUGAUGGGAAUAGAUUACCCUACUGCCGCAUGGCUUUACAGAGAUUGUGGCUAUACGGCAUACACAGUCAGCUCGGUGGAUGAUCUCUACAAUCCAUUUGCAUCAAUGUACUUCGGAGCAGCUUACUUGGGAUGGUUGUCGCGAUAUGAGGGAAGGGAGAGGAGCCAUGAAUUCAUUGUUCAAGCUUAUCUUGGGGGACCAGACAAAGUUAACCUUCAGGAGACUGGACCUUACUGGAAGAAAUUUCUGGAGGCUUUAAGACACUAUGAAGAUCCGAAGAAGGACCAGACGAGCUGCUGUAUUUUGUAAAAUCGUGAUGUGUUCAUAUGAUUUUGUUUACUGAAGACCGCAGGCUGUAACUAGCAAAGCUUCGUUUUCACCGUCUUGUAACUGAAGAUUUCCUCCCCGAGGACUCGACACUGAUGAGCGAUGCACUUGCAUCGACUACACAGGGGAUACCCACCCGGCCACCCGCGUAGAUCUUGUAAUCUUUGCUCUGGUCAUGUGUCAAGUUUGAUUGAUAGAGCCAUGCCCGCCCUGCUUCUGCUCAUAUCCGUUUUGCUUCCAUUGUGAAGUGCACUUUUGCUGUACAGAAAAUUAUUACUUUUUCUCCCAAAUUGUGAAGUGCACUUUUGUUAUCAUGUUAGGGCUUUCCGAUUUCCAAAGCGGAAUUGACAGUAUCAACUUGAACCAUCGUAA